This is a messenger RNA of Rhodofomes roseus, 1010 nucleotides long. RefSeq lists its product as uncharacterized. The transcript has a single exon. The record is from RefSeq and is a predicted model, not a curated record. Lineage: Eukaryota; Fungi; Basidiomycota; Agaricomycetes; Polyporales; Fomitopsidaceae. The coding region runs from base 1 to 873 and encodes 290 amino acids.
AUGGCCGCAACAACGGGAGGUGCAGCGGACUGGGGCAUUUUCUCUGCGGUUACGACAGCCUCGAUGGACGGUGCCCCAUCCAAGGUCUUCGUUUCUGCAGAGACGACAGAUCCUCCAUUGCCUUCGCUCAGUAGAUCAUGGACAACCGCCACGAUGGGAGUGGGUACAGCGGCCGCGACGGGAAUGGGUACAGCGGCCGCGACGGGAAUGGGUACAGCGGCCGCGACGGGAAUGGGUACAGCCAUCCGCGGAGACGCAGUGGCGGGCCUCGUCGGUACGGACUUUGCCACUGUUGAAGACUCAUUGGCCUUCCGAGGGUCCGACGGGUUUGGAAAACACAUCGACGAACAACCCUGCGACGGAGCCUGGACAGUUGCGGGGAGACUUUUGGCUUUUGUGGCAGCCACCUUCCUCGCGCGUUUCUGGCCUCGGAUGGUCGAGGCUACACUGGCAGCUGAGCCGUCCGAUGCCUUGUGGUGCUCAGCACCAUCGUCCGUUGACCGCUUUCGCUUCUUUGAUACCUGCGGAGCGGCACUUGCGCUCGGCGGUAGUAUCGAUAUGGCCAGUGAGGCCCCUUUGCGCCGCGGGCCACUCAAUGUCCUGGCCGAAAGAGGCAUUGAUUCUUCACGGAUCCUGCGAGCGAAGUCCCCACGGACUGGCUUUGCUCCCGUCAAUGCCGCACUGCUACGUACCGGAGAGUCAUCGAUCACUAUCGGGUCUGCAUGCGUGCCCGACGGGUACGUCAACUUCGACGGCCGGGGCGCGUCGUUCGAAGUUGGUGUUGCGUCGCGGUUGCGGCGCCGAGGGGUGGUGGGCUCCUUCUGGUACACAUUCCGCGAGGUCGACGCUUCGGCGACGGUGACGGGUGAAUAACCGCCCUGGGAAGUAGGCGGGUAUGUGGUAGGUCGCCCAGCAGCUCGCUGUGCGUAGAUGACUGCAGGGGUCCCCGAUGGAUAGGGGAUCCACCCCGUAGGAGCCACAAAAGGAGGGGGUCGCGAUGCAGGGGCCGA